UCGAUUCACCUGUCACAAUGUCUCUCCUCGGAAAGAAGUUCCCCGGCGCCUUGGCCAAGCCUAUGGCUCCCUUCUUCGCUGCCGGCAUCAUUGUGCUCUACGGCGUCAACUCUCUCCAGAACGCCCUGUCCAACACCGCCCAGUACAAGAGCGACCCCCGCAACCCCAACGCUAAGCCCGCUGGCAAGGCUGACCACUAAAUUGGGUCGAUAAUGAAUGCAUUUUGAGAUCCCAUUUGUUCAUUGAAGAGGAGCGGGACGAACCGUCGCGAUGUGUGGGUGGACGGAGAUGGCCCAGGUCAUCAAUGGCCGGCUUGCACUUUUUGUGAUUACGAUGCGGGCAGUUUUCCCCUGUCCAAGCAUAUAG
This is a messenger RNA of Penicillium robsamsonii, 366 nucleotides long. RefSeq names its product F1F0 ATP synthase subunit i. The transcript is spliced from 4 exons. NCBI's taxonomy places the organism in Eukaryota, Fungi, Ascomycota, Eurotiomycetes, Eurotiales, Aspergillaceae. The coding region runs from base 18 to 200 and encodes 60 amino acids. Gene Ontology annotation, biological process: proton motive force-driven ATP synthesis. The record is from RefSeq and is a predicted model, not a curated record. Gene Ontology annotation, molecular function: proton transmembrane transporter activity.